This is a messenger RNA of Folsomia candida, 1237 nucleotides long. Its product is annotated as nucleoside diphosphate-linked moiety X motif 13. Lineage: Eukaryota; Metazoa; Arthropoda; Collembola; Entomobryomorpha; Isotomidae. Gene Ontology annotation, molecular function: hydrolase activity. The record is from RefSeq and is a predicted model, not a curated record. The coding region runs from base 113 to 1195 and encodes 360 amino acids. The transcript has 8 exons.
UGGACGUGACACAUGGACUUAACUCGCCUUUUGCUCGCCAACAUAUUUUUCCAUUAAUUAGAGAAAUUAGCAUGUGCUGCAGAUUUAGCAAUCAACUAUCCAUACCUUGAUUAUGCAAUCAUACUUACAGCUACAUACACAGGUUAGCACAGUAAUUUUGGAACGCGUAGCUGGAAACCAGAUGGGCUGGCCCCUGUUAAGAAUGGCUCGAUACGUUAAACAGUCAAAGUAUCUUCAACAAUUAAAGGAAAACGAGGAAGUUUGGUCUAAAUCAUUCCCAAUGGCAUCGUUUAUGAUGUUUUCAAAGGACAGGGCUUUCAUUACCUCUGCAUCGAAUCCAACAAAUCCGUUUCAGGCUAAAAUUAACUGGAGAAGUUAUGAAGAGAUUCAAAGCUACUGUCCGGAUGUCAAAGGCUCAUCCGUUGUUUUAGGGGUUGAUGCAGAAUGCGAAGAGAAAGCCUUAUUUGUGUGUCCAGUUCAACCGGAAACCAUUGAUGAAAUUCAGGAAAAAUUUGAGGGAAAAUUUGCUGAUAUGAGAAUGGCUAUCUUUUCCCUUUCAACUUCAGAAGCUCAACUUGUUGGACGUGGAUACACCAUGAUAACAUGGAAUGAAGCAUCAAAAUUUUGCCAGAGAUGUGGCAGUGCUAUGAAGAAAACAUUUUCUGGGUGCGUUCGUGAGUGCAGUGAAGGCUGCACAAAAAAUCAUGUUUAUCCUCCAAUCUCUCCAGUAGCAAUUACUCGAGUUUUGGAUCAAACAAGAGAAAAGGUACUCCUUGUUCGGCAGCCGCAGUAUCCUAAAGGAAUGUAUAGCUGUAUUGCUGGAUUUAUGGAGCCAGGAGAGACGCUCCAGGAUUGCGUUCGUCGUGAAAUUGCAGAAGAAGCGGGGAUUGUGGUCGAGGAAAUUAAUUAUUUUCAAUCACAAACUUGGCCCCUACCACAGUCGUCGUUGAUGCUUGGGAUAACAGCAAUAGCAAUGGAGGGUUCUGAAGUGCUUGACAUUGACAAGGGUGAACUUGAAGACGCUAAAUGGUGUACAAAAUCUGAAGUCAAAGAAGCAUACGAAAGAGUGAAGAAAAAUCCAGGGAUAUUUCGUGGUAAUGAUGAAGGCCUUCUUGUAAUUCCUCCACGUGGUGCUAUUGCUCAUCAAUUACUUAGAAAUUGGAUUGAGGGUGAUUAUAUUCCGUCGCAACUUUAAGAGAACUUUUUCUUAAAUACAGCGUAACAAUUUUAAUUAUCA